Molecule: messenger RNA, 426 nt
Organism: Plasmodium fragile
Lineage: Eukaryota; Apicomplexa; Aconoidasida; Haemosporida; Plasmodiidae
Exons: 1
Coding region: 1-426 (141 amino acids)
Source: RefSeq, a predicted model, not a curated record
AUGCAAAACACACAUGACGAUUUCCUCCUACGAAAAAAGGAAUACGAAUCUUUGGAGAAGGAAAAACCUUUCCUAGAAGAACAAAAGGAAGAUAACACAGAUCAGGUGUUUUCCAUGCCCCAUCAGGAUAAUGCAACAAAAAUUAGUAGCGACUGGAUUACGAUCAACGACCCCCAGGUGGACGAGUGUGCCAAGGAAUUAAUGGAAUGCUUCCUCAAGUGGAAAAACAAAAAUUAUAUUUCGAAAAACUGGACCUUCAACGAAUACCCCAAUUGUAAAGAAUACUAUUUUUCUCUUGUCUUUGGUGAUCUCAAAUCGUCGGAAACGAUGAAGGGCAUCAUCGAGAUGAUGCAAAUGAAGUAUAACCACCUUCUAAAUAUAUACAAGGAGAUCAACGUGCAGGCGGACUGCAUGGAGUACGACUAA